Messenger RNA from Neoarius graeffei (lesser salmon catfish), 3268 nucleotides. RefSeq names its product differentially expressed in FDCP 8 homolog (gene def8). NCBI's taxonomy places the organism in Eukaryota, Metazoa, Chordata, Actinopteri, Siluriformes, Ariidae. The transcript has 13 exons. The record is from RefSeq and is a predicted model, not a curated record. Bases 197 to 1852 code for a protein of 551 amino acids.
CAGCUCGGGUUGACAGGGAUGAUGUUUUUGGUCGGAGGACGCAAAAUCUGUCAUCUCUGUGUAAACAUGGAAGCCGAACACUAAUUCAUUUUGCUUGCUGUUUCCAGGAUGAAUGAUAUUUUUGAAUAAUAUUCUGGUGUUUAAUCAAUAUGAGUUUCUAUUUUGGAUACUGAUCCGAUUCUGAAGUCUUUGGGAAAUGAAUCGACACGGAGUCGACACCGAAUCGACACGGAGUCGACACAUCAGAGGCGUGAUAUUAAUAGGCGUUCAUAGCAUACUAAUGCUCAGUAUCAGAACAUUCAUUCAUCUUCAGUCAUCACUUUAUCCUGGUCAUGGAUCCUAUAGGUCCAAGGAUGCGAUGCGGGAAUACUCCCUGGAUCGGACACCGGUCCAUUGCAGGAUGACACACACACACACACACACACACACCACUCAGUGGCCUGUUUUUGGUUGGUCGGAGGAAACCAGAGAACCUAAAGGAAACCUGCAUGAACAUGGAGAACCUGCAAAACCUCAGGGUGUAACCAGCGAUAUGGAAUACGAUGAGAGACUUGCACGCUUUCGCCAGGGUCACGUCAACCCGUUUGACAGGAGUGAAAGUGAUGGCACCUUGGACAGGAAAGAUCCUCCGAAACAGGAGGUGAGACCGGAGCUGUUCUCCACGGAGACGAAAACCCAGAACUCCGACCGAACCAUGGAUUUAGGGCUGGCUGAGGACCAUUUCUCACGACCCGUGGGUUCUUUUGUGGCAUCAGACAUCGAGCAGCUGAAGCAGGCCAUAGAGGAGUGUAAGAAACUGAUCUUAGAGCUGCCGGAACAUUCUGAGAGACAGAAGGACACUGUGGCCAAACUCAUCCACCUGCGUCUCAAACUCCAGGAACUGAAGGACCCGGAAGAGGACGAGCCCAACCUUCGGAUCCUGCUGGAGCAUCGCUUCUCUAAGGAGAAGAGCAAAAGUGUCAAACAGACGUGUGACAAGUGCAGCACCAUCAUCUGGGGUCUUAUUCAGACCUGGUACACGUGCACAGGUUGUUAUUACCGUUGCCAUAGUAAGUGCAUGAAUCUCAUCACAAAGCCGUGCGUGAGGUCUAAAGUGAGCCACCAGUCAGAGUACGAGCUAAACAUCUGCCCAGAGAUCGGCCUGGACAAACAGGAUUACAGAUGUGCCGAGUGCCGAGCCCAGAUCUCUCUCAGAGGCGUCCCGAGCGAAGCGAGGCAGUGUGACUACACAGGACAGUACUACUGCAGCAGCUGCCACUGGAACGACACUGCCAUCAUCCCUGCACGUGUCAUUCACAACUGGGAAUUUGAGCCCAGAAAGGUGUGCCGCUCAUCCAUGCGCUAUCUGGCUCUGAUGAUCUCCCGUCCUGUGCUGAAGUUAAAGGAGAUAAACCCACUACUCUUUAACUUUGUAGAGGAGCUGGUGGAAAUCAGGAAGCUGCGUCAGGAUAUAUUAUUGAUGAAGCCCUACUUCAUCACCUGUAAAGAAGCCAUGGAAGCCAGACUGCUGCUGCAGCUUCAAGAUCGGCAGCACUUUGUGGAGAACGAUGACAUGUACAGUCUACAGGACCUGAUUGACAUCUCCAGCGGCCGUCUCAGCUGCUCUCUCACGGAGAUUCACACCACCUUCGCCAAGCACAUUAAACUCGACUGUGAGCGAUGCCAAGCCAAAGGUUUCGUGUGCGAGCUGUGUAAGGAGGGAGAUAUUCUCUUCCCAUUCGACAGCCACACCUCAGUGUGCCACGACUGCUCUGCUGUUUUCCACAGGGACUGUUAUUAUGACAACUCUACAACGUGUCCACGAUGCGCCCGAAUGAACGAGCGGAAGCAGGAAGAACUGGCGGAGCUUUAGAGAUGCAGGAUGUUGGCGGGUGUUAACAGACUUUCACUGUGACAGCACUACAAUCAGUGCUAAAAGUGGCAUUGUGAGCAUGCUUUCAGUCCAGGACUGGCACGUUCCUAGUGUAACUGUACACUUCCCAGUAUCUGCUGUCUGUCUUAUUCUUGUGUACUUUUUGUGCAUCUGUGUAACACUACAGCAUCAGUAAAGGCAGGAGAGACAGUGAAUGAGAUGCGUGAUAGAGGUCAACUUGGACCAUCGGCAGUACAGCAUUCGCAGUGAGCUCCGAAAAUGGAACACUACAAGUGUUGUAGGGAUUUUAACAGGUUUAACACUUGUUUCUUAUAAAACUGUCUCCCAUAACUUAGCCUUAUUAAUGAGAUUGUGUUUUAAAGUGCUUUCACACUUUUUUUUUUUUUGUGUGUGUGUGUACAGUAAAUGUUGGAGAAAUUAAGCUGUUUGUGCAGUUUCACAAUCAGUCACUUACUGGGUGAGCAUCCCGAAAAAUAGACACCCUCUAAUUAUUUGUUACAUUACAACAAGGCAAUGAAAUAUUUCUCAGUGGCUGUAAAUCACUUUCCCUUCAACUUGUAACCUGAAUAAUCAACUUCAAAAAUCUAUUUUAAAGUAUCGUUUUGCUUUCCUGAAAUGCGAACUUUUCAUAACGCUCCGUAUAUUCGCUCACUAACAAGAUCAGUUAUUGAGCAAAUGUGUUCUCCCGUGUUUAGUUCUUCUAUCUUGCUCCACAACCUGCAACCUGAUUGGUCAAGAAGGAACGAAGCAGUCAUUACUCUACUCUGUACGCUUUUCCCAAGAAUGCUGCAUGGUGACAUCAGAGCUUUUUAAAAGUGGUCACACUUUUCUCUUUCUUUGUGUUCACUUCCCUGAGUAAAACAUGUGAGGUUAAAAAAAAAAAAAAGUGUGAAAGCAUCUUUAUGUUUAAAAGCUGUUAAUUAUAGUACAGUAUAAUAUAUUGCUGUAUUGUAUUUAUCUCUACAUUGUAGUUACAGGGACCUGGCAAUGUGUGAUGAUGUGCAAGAUCAACAGAUUUCUCUUUGCCAAACAUUUAUCAAAAUCAGUGUCAAAAAUAUUGAUCCAUUUUAAGAUUAAACUGAUUAUUCGUAUGCCAAUUAAACUGAAAGAGGAGUAAAAGAAGUGUAAGGCUCUCUACACAACAUCGUGUACGUCUCUGUGGCUCUUAAUCGUUUUGAGGUAGCCGAUACCUCAGAAUGUAAUGAUUUAUGCACUCUUUAUUAUUUGUUCUAAAAUAAUAUGGAAUAUGCUGUGUUACGUUUCAGCAUGCGACUUACUUUUUUUUUUUCGCACUGUGAUAUAACAGAUGUUGUGGUGCUGAGUAUUGUAAAGUUAUUCUCGUCUGUGCAAUGUAUUGUGAUGCUUAUGAAAGACACGAUUAAAUUAAUUACUGUA